Molecule: messenger RNA, 3634 nt
Organism: Phaethon lepturus (White-tailed tropicbird)
Lineage: Eukaryota; Metazoa; Chordata; Aves; Phaethontiformes; Phaethontidae
Gene: EFCAB5
Product: EF-hand calcium binding domain 5
Exons: 19
Molecular function (GO): calcium ion binding
Source: RefSeq, a predicted model, not a curated record
AUGGCUGCUCAGCCGGAAGAAGCAGCCCAAACUGCACUAAAACGUCCCAAACUUGGAGGUAAGGAUACGACUGCUACAGCAAUGAAGAGAAAUCAGGGGAAUGAUGAGCUGCCAUGUCUUAGCAAUGACGCUCCAUGGACAGAGUGUUUUUAUGAAAAGGUACAGCAGAGGUGUCUGAGUCUGCAGGAGACAAAGGUGAAGACGAUUCAUGCACAAAAGGCAAAAGAAGAAAAGGUAAAGAGGAGAGAACCCUGUGACUGGCUGCCCAAGGACUGGCUCAGUGAAGAGAAGGAGUCACUAGAUACUCGCAUCUAUCUGCUUGACAAACUCCUACCUACAUUAAUCCCAGGAGUAGAAAAACUGUUAAUGGAAGUGGAAAGAAAGAAUGUGCUUGCACCAGAUGAAGCAGCAGCCAAAUUUAACCCCAUUAAUUUUCUUGGAGAAUAUCUGAUGAGACAUAACCCUCGAUAUGAUAUUUCUACAAAACCAGGCCCGUACCUGGGAGGAAUGAAGAUGGUCACAGAGGUGCUAAAAGCUGAGAUGCCAGGUACAGCGUCAGAGAGGCUGGCCAGGAUGAAGUCUGAGGCAAAGAACAGACGUAAAGAAAGGGAGCAGGUGGACUAUAUGAAGUCUCAGGUGAAAGAGAUGAGAAGGGAGGCUCUGGCCAUUCAGUUCAAAAAGUGGACGGCGGAUGUCAGUGGCAGAAUACCAGCUGCACAGGUUCAGAGUGCCCUGAGGUCUUUUUCAGAUGUCGUUGCUUCUACUCCCCCAGAGGUGCGAAAAGCAAUCUAUGACAGGAAGCUGGAAAUCAUAGACACAUUGGGAAAAAAAGUAAACAUAGAUGAAUUCACAGAGUAUGUGCAUUCCUACACUGAACAUUUUUCAGAUGACAUGUUCCAAGAAAUCCUGAAGCAUCUCUGUCAGUGUGCUGAUGACUUCCAAGAAGCAGUAAGACAUGAUAUGUGGAGGCAAAUGUUUACUGAUCUCUUCCUGGAUUGUGAUUAUGGAAAGGUGGGUCUCUUAGACAGACAAAAAAUACUUGCCCUACUGGUAGACUUCUAUGACAGAAGCCCUGUGAUUGCUAAGAGGGGAUUCAGUAACCCAAGACAGUGGCCAAUAAUUGAGCUGCAAGAGAUUGAUCUUAUGGAUUUAUGGGGAGGCCUUGAUGAUCAGGAAGUUUGUGAGGAACUCAGUGCAAAGUUGGUCUUGUCUCAAACUGGAAUUUCUGAGGGAGAGAUUGUAGCAUAUGAACCCGUAGAUGAUAAUAGAGAAGGCACAUACAGAAUGAGACCUAGUGUCAGAGGUCUUUUUGAACAAAUGUGCAUAAAUGAAGCUGAGACUGGAGGAAUUUCUAUGGAAGAAAACCAAGUAGCAGAAUCAAGUGAUGCUGAAGAUGCUCCAGUUGCAGAGGUUGUGAAAGAAACUCCUGUGAGAAAAGAGAGUUUUUCUAGGCAGCAUGGCAGCCAGUUUGGCCAACAGACAAGCUCAGAGACAAGACUGCCAGAUGAGGACCUUCUGCAAGACCAAGAUAAAGACUUACAUCCCAUCAUGGCAGAGAUUCAGAACCGUUGUGCUUCUCAUACUAGGAGUGCCUUUGAUGAAAGCUGCCUCAACCUGUCACAGUUUGUACAGCUCAUGGAGGCAUUUGUUGGUGAAGACACUUCGCUGCCUACUGUGAAGAGGCUUAUUGCAUUUAUCAAAGAGAAAUACAAACAGACAGAAGAGGAGAGAAUGGAACAACGAGAAAAAGUUCACCACAUCUCUCACUUGGCCCAACGGAAAGCCCUUUUGGAAGCCCUUUUUGAAAAGUGGGACAACAAUGCAUCUGGGUUUCUGGACCUGGAAGAGGUGGAUGCUGUUCUAAGCACAUUCAAGGAAGGGAUGGAAAAAGAGGCCUUGAGGAAGGCAAAGAAACACCUUUGCUCCCAUUACCCACGGCUCAGCAGAGUGGGGAAGCUAUCUCCAAAGGCAUUCCAGACUUUCCUUGAGUUAGUUGCUUCCGAGUUCACUGGCGAUGAGGAUGAAGCUAUUGAUAACUUGGUGGAAUUUCUGACCGCAAGCGUGGAACGAAGUCACAUGGAGUGCCUGCAGAGCUUUGCCAGAAGGAAAUGGCUGCACAAUAUCCAGCAAGCAGCUGAGACCAGCGGAGCAAGCAUGGAACCAGUUUAUAAAGCAGUGUUUAAGGCCCUCUCCCAGGAUGCAGCAGCCCAUGGGGAUAACAAGAAGAUCAGUGCAUAUAUUGCCCUUUUGGAAGAGAAUCAGCUCUCGCCAGAACGUGGACAGAUUCUCCUACACUAUGUGGCAUGUACCACAGAUGAUGCUCCGUAUGUUCUAAACCAGAUACUUUACAGAGACAUGAAAGGAGUAAGCUUUGCAGCUGUUGAAGAGGGAAAACCAAUCCACAUUCCAAGAGUUCAGCUCCACGGAAAUAUCCACUUCUGGAACUAUGACCGCCCAGUGGAGGAGAGAAAAGGUUCACUCCUGGUGCUGCCAUUGCACGAUGCUCGCUGGAAAGUCUUUGGCAUUCUAGCUCUUGACACUCUUCGGGACCAGUGUGAGAAAACCAUCUUUCUGACCCAUGAGAUCAGUUUCUAUCAGGGAGUUUCUCAUGCAUUCAGCAAAGCCUACCACCAUAUCUGCACACUGGAAAAUGUUCUACAAAUGACCAUUACUGCUCUGGACUGGUUGCAUCCCCGGGCACCCAGCAUCCACACUGUUACUAUGUACCUGGUAGAGCCUGGCAAAGACAAGACAUGGGACUACGCUCUGCACAAGAUGAUUACUACAGAUAAUAGAGGACAAAAAGAAAUUCAUAGUGCUCCUGUUCUCCUCAGGAAAGAAAAUUUCUUAAGAGAUUACCUAUUUAAGUGCGUAGACAGUUCAGAGGUCAUUCGCACUUCUGUCUGUGGAGAAUACCACAUUGCAGUCCCUCUCCGUGACCUAUCAGGACAAGCUCUUGGCAUAUUUGAUAUCAGCAUCGGACACCACCAGAAAUUACCACCUCAUGAACACAAAGACCUGCAGAAAAUGCUAAAGAUGGCCCAAGCUGCCUGCUCUGAGAUACUGAAGAUGUCUUUAGAGGAAACAGAACCAACCUAUGUACUGGAGGCAGAACACGUGGCAAAUUUGAGGCAUGCAGGGAUUCUGUUCCACCGGUUCAUGCUGCAGGACCUGCGCGAGUGUGUCCAGAAACUCAAUGCUGACAGCUUUGCUGAAAUAAAGAGCUAUGUAGAACCACCAGCUCUUGUACAUAACAUAGUUAAGGCCGUGCUGUUGCUUUUUCAUCCAAACUGGAAGGGCUCAGAGAAGACUGAGAACUGGAGUCAGUGUAAACUGAAACUUGAUGACAAUUUGAUUCAGGAGAUUUAUGGCUUUGAUCCAACUGCUGCAUCUGUGCAAGUUCAAGCAGAGCUGCUGCUGGACUGCAUCACUGGCGUAGCCGGCGCGGCGGUGCGGCAGCACGGCUUGGCUCCAGCCGAGUACCUGUACCACUGGGUGCACGCCUGCCUGGCGCUGGCAGAGAUUGCAAGGAGCCUACGCAGCAAAACGCCGCCAUCUUUAGCCCCUUUUGGCAUGCAACUCCAGUGUGCCUCCCAUCAAACCUCCAAUUCUUCAUCUAACCUUAGCGAUUCUG